AUGACAUCUUCUUCGCCAUUUUCAGGCCUCAAAGGUUACACUUCUAAAACCAUUCCCUACAAAUCGGGACCUGAUGGUGACGUCCUUCUCGAUGUCGUUUAUCCCGAGGAGACAGAAGGUCUUCCGAGUACUGUCCUAAUUCAUAUUCAUGGCGGAUUUCUGGCAAGUACCCAUGAGCCAGUAAUCGUUGGAGACAGAUACAGUUAUAUGCCGUAUUGGCUUGUCAACGCAGCUGUUGCACGUAAAUGGAUUUUCGUUACCCCAGACUAUCGUCUUGUUCCAGAAUCCACGGCUCAUGCAUCUUUGGACGACACUGUUGACGCAUACAACUGGGUACGCUCUUCGCUCGCUGAAGUGAUCAACCGCCGUGUCGGCUCAGUCUUGGUAGCUGGCUCCAGCGCUGGUGGAUACCUCGCGUUAUCUACUGCAAAUGCUGUUAAGCAGAAACCAGAAGGACUUCUUCUCAUAUAUGGGAUGCUAGAUGCUGCUGGCUCGCGAUACACUACGCCUGGUACAAACAUCUGGGGAGCGCCACCCUUUGAUACAUCGUCUGUGCUUGACAAGUUUCCCAAGAAGAGGGACAGCGAAGAUCGAAAGCCAAUCUCAGGAUACCCGCCACCCGAGAACUUCCAAGAGGAUCCUAGAUUCUCCAUAGCCUCUGCACUGCACAUCGACGCGUUGUUCCCUGAUUACAUGACCGGUAUUGACGGCCUCAGUCGCGAUAUUGCCAACAAGGGCAUAGAUGCCAUUCCCGAAGAACACCGUCGCCUGUACCCUCUCUCUUUCGGCAAGCUCAAUGAAAUUCCACGCACUUACCUUUUGCACGGCAAGAAUGACUCUGCUGUGACUGUCGACUGCAGUGUAGUGGCUGAGAAGAAGCUUCGCAACGCGGGUGUUGAGGUUGUGGGGGAUUUCCCUGAGGAUGCGGAGCAUGGAUUUGAUGGCAGGGUUGGCAAUAUCGAUGUCGAAAAGACGGAUGCGGAUGGAGUGAGCAAUGUCGAGAGUUUGAGGAACGCUAUUAGGUUUAUUGAGUCUUCGGUCAAGGACCAAUGA
This is a messenger RNA of Fusarium venenatum, 1053 nucleotides long. The record is from RefSeq and is a predicted model, not a curated record. Lineage: Eukaryota; Fungi; Ascomycota; Sordariomycetes; Hypocreales; Nectriaceae.